This is a messenger RNA of Cuscuta europaea, 1908 nucleotides long. The record is from the annotation of a GenBank genome assembly. Lineage: Eukaryota; Viridiplantae; Streptophyta; Magnoliopsida; Solanales; Convolvulaceae.
UAAAAAGAGAAUGAAUGAAUAGAUAGAAUUACGUAUUUUUAUAUAUGCAUCUAUAAAUAAGAGUAUCUGGCCCGACAGUCCCUCUUCCACUUUGUUCAACUUUGUGAAGGCCUAUACAGAGUGAGAGUGUGUGUGAGUUCUGGUGGUAGAAGAGAUUUAUGUCGGGAAGGUCUAGACUGGGUUCUUCUCUUCUGAAUGGGGCUCCUCUGCUGAACCUCAACCUCUCUAUCCUCCUCUCCUCCUCAUCUCUACCGCAGAGAAGAGCCGCCGUUGACUCCGCUACUUCGAUGCGUUUGACCCCCCAAAAGUAACAACCCUUAAACCCUAAUUUAUUCUUCGAUUUCAAUCCCUCUAAGGCCUGAUCUGUAAUAGUUUUGUGUUAUUUCCCCUUCUUCUUCCUCCUCGCUUUGCAGGACUCGUUCUGGAGUGGACUGUUUCGGUGGAUUUAAUAUAAACAGACUGUUACAUACUUUCUUGAUCUUGAAACGACAUCUCAUAUAGUGUCCCUUUGUUAGUAAAGAGACAACCUUACCUUAAACCUUCUUGUUUAGAUUCUUGAUUUUCCCGAGUUAAAACCCACGUUUUUACCUCUUUCGUCUCCGAUUAGUAAAAAAAUGGCGGAUGGGGAAGAGCGAUUCGGGAAGAAACUGAAACCCGGGAAGAAAGGGAUGCGGAGAAUCCGGAUCGUGUGUAACGACCCAGAUGCAACGGAUUCCUCCGAGGAUGAAGGGGUCUUUGUUGAUGUGAAGAAAAACCCAAAAAAGCUUUUCGUCAGGGAGAUUCAUCUCCCCAUCUCCGUCACUUUCGGUGGUCCUGCGAGUAACAACAAAACCUCCCCUGAAACGGAGGUCAGUUCUUGUCAAGAUAGCAACAGGAAAAAGAGGCCGUCUUUAUUGUUUGUUAAUAACAAUACUCAUUUCAAAAACAAAAUCUCUUCUUCAUCGGUGAAACCCAGAGGAGUUAGGCAGCGGAAAUGGGGGAAAUGGGCGGCGGAAAUCCGGGACCCCUUCAAGGGGAGGAGGGUAUGGCUGGGCACUUAUAACAGUGCUGAGGAGGCUUCUGCAGCUUAUGAAAAGAAACGGCUUGAGUUUCAAGAAGCUAUGGCUAUGGGGAGCAAGAAUGGGAGCAAUCUCGUUAUAUCCUCCGACGAGGCCGAAGAAGAGGUGGAGGACGAGGACUCUGCUGCUACGCCUUCCUCUGUUCUUGAAAUGGACUCUCUGAUCUCUGAGUCCAAAAAUGCCCCCCCUGAGAUGAAUGAAGAUCUGCCUGAAAGUCUUUCUUUGGUGGAAGAUAUUGCUUUUGGUAUGGAAUUGGAAUCCCUUCUUGCUGCCGGAGAUGAUUUCCCGGAGUGUCUUGUGGAUGAUUUUGUUGGUUUUCCGGCGGACUUUGAGGACAUUCCUAUGUAUGGUGGUUUUGAAAUGGAGGAUCAGUUGCCUGUUACUUUGCCGGACUUUGACUUUGACUUUGAUUUUGAUGCUUGCAAUGAAGCAUGGAUGGUUGAAUCUCAACCACCUCCGGCCAUGACGCCACCGCCUUCGCUCAAUAUAGCUUGCCUAUAAUCUUUUUGCAGUAAUAGUUUUGUUGCAUUACUCUUAGUUCUAAAUGUCAAGUACUUAGCAGCUAUAGUAUAGAGAGUUUACACUUUGUUGCUAAUCAAGAACGGAUAAGAAGUAUGGUUCUUGAGUUAAAUAAUGCCUUUUUGUUUAUUUGUUUGUUUGUUUGGUCAGAAACAGAGUUUUGGGUGAUAGAGUUCCUUGGGUUUUCUCGUGCUAUUUGAGCCGUCCAAGGUUCUUAAGUCUGUUUCAUGCCAGUCCGAUUUUGGGCUUUGAAAGCUAUAUAUAUAUAUAUGAAUGAGAGAUGUGCUAAUUAUGGAAUUGUUUAUUUUGCCAACGAUGUUCAUUCACUUCA